Gadus chalcogrammus (walleye pollock) is the source of this 2582-nucleotide messenger RNA. RefSeq names its product NADH-ubiquinone oxidoreductase 75 kDa subunit, mitochondrial-like. Gene Ontology annotation, molecular function: NADH dehydrogenase (ubiquinone) activity; iron-sulfur cluster binding. Gene Ontology annotation, biological process: ATP synthesis coupled electron transport. The transcript is spliced from 19 exons. The record is from RefSeq and is a predicted model, not a curated record. Gene Ontology annotation, cellular component: membrane. The coding region runs from base 111 to 2306 and encodes 731 amino acids. Lineage: Eukaryota; Metazoa; Chordata; Actinopteri; Gadiformes; Gadidae.
AGAGAGGUUGGGUUCUAUCUUCAGCUACAUCCGCUCAUCAUCAGAGCUGACUGGUUGCGUGUUAUAAACACCGCUGUUCUGGUCCAGAAGGCCAAAUAGCGACAAGCAUCAUGUUGCGUUUCCCAGCCGUCGGUCGAGCUUUAUCUGGGGCUGCCAAGGGCAGCCUGGCUCCAUCCAACAAUGUUCGUACCCAAUCCCGUGCUGCCGGUACGAUGGUGGAGGUGUUUGUGGAUGGCAAACCUGUGGAAGUGGAGGCUGGCACCACUGUUUUGCAGGCCUGUGAAAAGGUGGGCGUCCAGAUCCCCAGGUUCUGUUACCACGAGCGACUGUCUGUGGCGGGAAACUGCAGGAUGUGUCUGGUGGAGAUCGAGAAGGCCCCCAAGCCAGUGGCAGCCUGCGCCAUGCCCGUCAUGAAGGGCUGGAACAUCCUUACCAACUCAGACAAGACGCGUAAAGCAAGAGAGGGAGUUAUGGAGUUCCUGCUGGCCAACCACCCCCUGGACUGCCCCAUCUGUGACCAGGGAGGAGAGUGUGAUCUACAGGACCAGUCCAUGCAGUUCGGCUCGGACCGCAGUCGCUUCACAGAGAACAAGCGGGCGGUCGAGGACAAGAACAUCGGGCCGCUGAUCAAGACCAUCAUGACACGCUGCAUCCAGUGCACACGCUGUGUCCGGUUUGCCAGCGAGAUCGCGGGCGUGGAGGACCUGGGCACGACGGGCCGCGGCAACAACCUGCAGAUCGGCACGUACGUGGAGAAGAUGUUCAUGUCGGAGCUGUCGGGCAACGUCAUCGACAUCUGCCCCGUGGGCGCGCUCACCUCCAAGCCCUACGCCUUCACCUCGCGGCCCUGGGAGACCAGGAAGACAGAGUCCAUCGACGUGCUGGACGCGGUGGGCAGCAACAUCGUGGUGAGCACCCGCGGUGGGGAGGUGAUGAGGGUCAUGCCCCGGCUGAACGAGGACGUCAACGAGGAGUGGAUCUCCGACAAGACCAGGUUCGCCUACGACGGCCUCAAGAGGCAGAGGUUGACCCAGCCAAUGGUGAAGAACGCCUCAGGUCAGCUGAUGGCCACCUCGUGGGAGGACGCUCUGACCCGCGUGGCGGGGGCACUCCAGGGAGCGCAGGGCAGCGAGGUGGCGGCCAUCGCCGGGGGCAUGGCGGACGCAGAGUCCCUGGUGGCCCUCAAGGACCUGCUCAACGGACUCAACUCAGACAGCCUCUGCACGGAGGAGCUGUUCCCCAUGGACGGGGCCGGCACGGACCUGCGCUCCAACUACCUGCUGAACACGCGCAUCGCCGGCAUCGAGGAGAGCGACGUGCUGCUCCUGGUCGGGACCAACCCCCGCUACGAGGCGCCGCUCUUCAACGCCCGCAUCCGCAAGAGCUGGCUGCACAAUGAGCUGCGCGUGGCCCUGGUGGGCCGGGAGGUGGACCUGAGCUACACCUACGACCACCUGGGGGAGGAGUCGGACGUGCUGCAGCAGCUGGCCAGCGGCACGCACCCCUUCUGUGAGGUGCUGGCGUCGGCCAAGCGUCCCACGGUGGUGGUGGGCAGCAGCGCCCUGCAGCGCGCCGACGGCGCCGGCAUCCUGGCGGCCGUGUCGGCGCUGGCGCAGAACGCCCGCGUCAGCAGCGGCGUGGAGGAGGGCUGGAAGGUCCUCAACGUGCUGCACAGGGUGGCCAGCCAGGUGGCAGCGCUGGACCUGGGCUACAAGGCGGGCGUGGACGCCAUCCGCAACAACCCGCCCAAGAUCCUCUUCCUGCUGGGCGCCGACGCCGGCUGCAUCACCCGGGCCGACCUGCCCAAGGACAGCCUCGUCAUCUACCAGGGUCACCACGGCGACGUGGGGGCGCCCAUGGCGGACAUCAUCCUGCCGGCCGCCGCCUACACGGAGAAGAACGCCACCUACGUGAACACGGAGGGGCGGAGCCAGCAGACGCGCAUCGCCGUCACCGCCCCCGGGACGGCGCGCGAGGACUGGCAGAUCAUCAGGGCCUUGUCCGAGCUGGCGGGCGUGGCGCUGCCCUACGACACUGUGGAUGAGGUCCGCAGCCGGCUGGCCGAGGUCUCCCCCAACCUGACCCGCUACGACGACGUGGAGGGGGCCAACUACUUCAAACAGGCUAACGAGCUGGCCAGCGCCGUGAACCAGACACUGCUCGCCGCUCCCCUGGUUCCCCCGCAGCUCACCGCCAAGGACUUCUACAUGACAGACUCCAUCAGCCGGUCCUCCCAGACCAUGGCCAAAUGUGUGAAGGCCAUCACGGAGGGAGCCGCAGCCAUCGACGAACCAUCCAUCUGCUAAACGCCACUCACUAAUUGAGAGCGGUAGAGAGUCUUCAACACACGGAUACACAUGCAUCCACAUUACAUCCAACACCUUCAAAGUAUGCUUACACACAAAUACACACACAACACAUACAUACGCAGAGUUGGAGCCUCGCCUUUAUUUAAAUGUGUUCUUGAUGCUUGUUGUGUACAGUCGAUCUAUUCCUCUCAAGACACAGCUCUGAUUAACUUGUAAUGAAGUCUGAAUAAAAAUAAAUCCUUAUGUUGUAGCCAGUCGUGGUUCGUAAUCAUU